Molecule: messenger RNA, 1689 nt
Organism: Xiphophorus maculatus (southern platyfish)
Lineage: Eukaryota; Metazoa; Chordata; Actinopteri; Cyprinodontiformes; Poeciliidae
Gene: dr1
Product: down-regulator of transcription 1
Exons: 3
Coding region: 642-1172 (176 amino acids)
Biological process (GO): positive regulation of transcription by RNA polymerase II; chromatin remodeling; negative regulation of transcription by RNA polymerase II
Cellular component (GO): negative cofactor 2 complex
Molecular function (GO): core promoter sequence-specific DNA binding; general transcription initiation factor activity; protein heterodimerization activity
Source: RefSeq, a predicted model, not a curated record
GGUACUGUAUUUGACGUUGUAUCCGGACAAAAUUAGUCUUAUGUUACCCAGAAUACACUAUCCUAAAUAAAUGUUUAGAACCUUUAAUCCUAUUUAUAUUGCUCGGUUAUUUUGACGAUGCAAAGCAACUUGCUGUGCUGUGAGGAAUUUGUUCCUGCCGUCAUUCUCGUAAGGGCUGCUUACAAAGCCGCCUCCGCUCGGAGCUCAUUGUUAGCCUAGUUGUAGCCAUGCUCUGUGCCGCUUUCAUUUCUGUUCCGCGUUGGGACCACCGCUGCUAGCUAGCCUAGUAGCUGGCUAGUUAAGCUUUUUUCCUGUAGUGCUGUCGUUUCGUUGUGUAUGUCGGGGGGUGUCGCUUAAUAUACCCUUGUUUUAUUUUAUGCAAGUUAACAGAGCCGGUCCACUGUUUUAAAGCGCUCAAACCAGGCGGGGGACGUGUGUUUGGAUAGCUAACUUAGAGGAAACGUCUCGCCUCUUCAUGACGUGUGUGUUCUUACUGACGUACAGUCAACCUGCAGGGGUUCAUUUGACUCAAGAGGGAAAUUAGUUGGGCAAAAUCUAGCCCGCGCUGUCAAGAAGAGGAGUUUGUUUUUGCAAUUUUUUUUUAUUUCAUAUUUGGGAGGAAAACAAAUAUCAGGGCCACGAUGGCUUCCUCCUCUGGCAACGACGACGACCUCACAAUCCCCAGAGCGGCAAUCAACAAGAUGAUCAAAGAGACUCUUCCUAACGUAAGAGUGGCCAACGACGCUCGCGAGCUGGUGGUGAACUGCUGCACGGAGUUCAUCCACCUCAUCUCCUCCGAAGCCAACGAAAUAUGCAACAAGUCAGACAAGAAGACCAUCUCUCCAGAACAUGUCAUCAACGCGCUAGAGAGCCUCGGUUUCGCAUCGUACAUAACGGAGGUAAAAGACGUUCUGCAGGAGUGCAAAACUGUGGCUCUGAAAAGGAGGAAGGCUAGCUCCCGAUUGGAGAACCUGGGCAUCCCCGAGGAAGAGCUGCUUAGGCAGCAGCAGGAGUUAUUUGCAAAGGCUCGGCAGCAGCAGGCGGAGCUGGCCCAGCAGGAGUGGCUGCAGAUGCAGCAGGCCGCUCAGCAGGCGCAGAUGGCCGCGGCGUCUGCCAGCGUGGCGCAGCAGGCCAGCUCGUCCCAGGAUGAAGACGACGAGGACGACAUGUGAUCCCAGGUCACAGGCUUUUCGACCUGUCCAGGUUCUGUCCCGGGACGGCGUGGAGGACACACACGGCUCCCAGAGCACUCGUCAACAGAGACGCAGGACUUCUUUGAGCACUGGAAAACUCACAUUGGGAAUGAACAGGAACAGAUGAAAGGGGGGAUUUAAAGACAGACCCCCUCUCCAGACACCAGUACCUGAAAACCAAUAGAAAGAACUGUUAAUGUUUAUGAAAAUGACUUUAAACCCACCCCUCCCGGUUUUAGUUGCUUCGGUUUAAACGAUCUUUAAUUUUCUUGUUUUGUAGGUUUGUGGAUGUGUUCUGAACACGCUGAAUACACACACUGCUGAGGGUCUCUCCAUGGUUAGUUUGACGCCCUCUGGUGCUGCGCCAGAUGACUUGUGACUCAGUGACAUUUGGUGGUUUAGGGAAACUACUUGUGAAUGAUUCCAGCAUCUUCUUCCUCUUUAUUAAAUAUUUGAUGGUAAUUUUUUUCCAACCAGGAAUCCCCCCCCCCCCCCC